AUGCGAGCUUGUCUUGCUACUACCUUCUUUCUUUUCCUUGCGCACUGCCGGGCCGAUUUUGACAUUACUACGAAUUUGACCGCGGAUACAAUUCCAAAUGGCACUCAGCUCGUUGGCUAUGUCCAAGAUCCCGAUGGCAGAGGGACUACUACGCUAGUUAUAUCCUGUUUGUUGACUUUAGUUCUCUGUGUCUGGUCAGCUCUUCAUCUCAACGUUCCAAGGCGACAGCAAUCCAGAAUACAGAACUUUUGGCUUAACCUUCGUUGGGUUGUCGCUGAGAUAUAUGCCCCGGAGCUCGCCGUCUUCACAGCAUGGAGGCAAUGGUGCUCAGCCCGGCUACUACAGCAACUUGUCGAGCAAUCUCUUGAAGAUCCCAAGCCAAGCUCACUGGCUACGAAGUGCUCCGAACAAUGGACGAUGUCCCAUAGCUUCUUUGCGUGCACUGGAGGUUUUGCUUUCGAACUUGCACCCUUGGAGAGUGAAUUACUAAACCCAGAUGACCUCAUAGUAGAUAGACCCCGAAGACUAACUCUCACUGCGAGGGGAGUAGCACUUCUCGCUAGAUGUGGCCACCUACCGUCAAUUCGAAGGGAAGAGAUCGAGGAUAAGAGUAAGGCAAACGACCUGGCCAAGGCGACGGUAAUAAUCCAAGCCGUGUGGAUGCUUAUCCAAGUAGUUGGACGUCUUGCAUCAAAACUUCCAGUAACGCCUCUGGAGGUGAAUACUGUAGCUCAUGUGCUCUGCGCUUUUAUGAUGUAUCUGUUUUGGUGGAAUAAGCCGCUACUCCCAAACGAGCCCAUUAUUCUUGACGCAGAUGAAUUAGGACCUCUUGCGGCUUUCAUGUACUCAAGUAGCGAGAUGAGUGGAUAUGUCAAUCCUCAACAAGUCAAGUCUCAGACCAUUAUCAAAACAUUAUUCGCUCACCUCAAUCUAUACUCCAAGGCUCCCGAGUUCGAGACUAUCUGCCUGCAACCGACAACCCCAGAGGCAGGAGUCAAACCCUAUGCCCUGUCAACAUCGACCCCUCUAGACUCCAAUCCCGACAUAGAGCUCCUCCCUUUCCUUCAAGAUCCGAAGACUUCCUUUUCCCGAGCUCCCCAAAUAUGCAUCUCCGAACUCCAAGCGCGCCGCGAAAAAGAACAAGGCACGGCAUUCUUUGAGAGGCGUCCAAGAAUCAUUAGUGAGCGAGCAGAUAGCACACAGCCAUCCAUGGGGGAUACCAUAAGGUGGACAUUGAUAAAGGAAGCUCUCCAAAGCUUCCCCAUACUAUGCGACGACCUAGAUCAUGUGCAGAACUGGCCAUCAAAUGACCUUCUGCGCAACGUCGACAGCCUCGUCGUUGGUAUGGUCCUCUGGUUAGCGAAUCUAUGUUAUGGCGGUAUCCACGCUGUAGGCUGGAAUGAGCAUUUCCCUACUACUGCUGAGUCCUGGCUCUGGCGCGCCUCGGCUCUCUACAUUGGCUUCUGUGGCGGAUUAUGGGUGGCCUUAAAUCUCAUGGUCGCGAAGAUACCCACCCUGAAUGAGUUCUGGGAGCACUGGAUGGAUGGGAAGAAGACUUGGUGGCAGAACCUUGGGUUGGGCAUUGUGGUGUUUUUGUGCGGGUUCAGUCUGGUAUUGGCUCGUAUGUUCAUUGUAGUCGAAGCUAUUAUUAGUAUUAGAGAGUUGCCGGCCGCGGCGUAUCAAACUCCUGAGUGGACGGAUUUGUUUCCGCAUUUUUGA
Hypoxylon trugodes is the source of this 1719-nucleotide messenger RNA. RefSeq lists its product as uncharacterized. Bases 1 to 1719 code for a protein of 572 amino acids. The record is from RefSeq and is a predicted model, not a curated record. Lineage: Eukaryota; Fungi; Ascomycota; Sordariomycetes; Xylariales; Hypoxylaceae. The transcript is spliced from 3 exons.